Cynocephalus volans (Philippine flying lemur) is the source of this 390-nucleotide messenger RNA. RefSeq names its product small ribosomal subunit protein eS17-like. Gene Ontology annotation, biological process: translation. NCBI's taxonomy places the organism in Eukaryota, Metazoa, Chordata, Mammalia, Dermoptera, Cynocephalidae. Gene Ontology annotation, cellular component: ribosome. Gene Ontology annotation, molecular function: structural constituent of ribosome. The record is from RefSeq and is a predicted model, not a curated record.
AUGGGCUGUGCUCACACCAAACCCAUGAAGAAGGCAGCCUGCAUCAACAUUGAGAAGUACUGCACAUACCUGGGCAAUGACUUUCACACGAACAAGCAUGUGUGCAGGGAGAUCGCCAUUAUUUACAGCAAAAAAGCAGGCUAAGUCACACCUCUGAUGAAGCAGAUUCAGAGAGGCCCCAUCCGACGUAUCUCCAUCAAGCUGCAAGAAGAGAAGAGAGAAAAGAUAGAUAAUUAUGUCCCUGAAGUCUCAGCUCUUGAAGAGAUCAUUGAAGUAGAUUCUGCCACUAAGGAUAUGCUGUUGCUUUUGGACUUUGGUAGUUUGUCCGACAUGCAGGUCACUCAGCCUACUAUUGGAAUGAAUUUCAAAACACCAUGUGAAGCUGUUUGA